GUGUAGCUCGAGAGAGUCUCUCGGGAGGCUGGAUUAGCCACAAGUUAUGGUGAACCAGGGUAAAAUUCGGUGUGCUUCUUACUCUUCUCUUUACUUCUCUUUUAAGUUUUUUAUUCCUGCGAUUUCUACGAUCAAACGCUAUUCACCCCCCUCUAGCGUUGGUCACUUAUUCUAACAAUUGGUAUCGGAGCCUAACUCGCGUCUAAACUUAACCGUUUGAGAGUAAAGCGAUCAUGGGUUCUUCUUCUAGAAAUCUUUAUGCAGGAAUGGGAGAAGGUCAAUCAACAUCUAGGCCACCGCUUUUUGAUGGCACCAACUACACAUAUUGGAAAGAGCGGAGGAGAAUUUAUAUCCGCUCAACCAACUUCCAGUUGUGGUUGGUCAUCAAAAACGGCGAAGAAACGCCAAUGAAGAAGGUCAAUGAAAAACUUGUCCCAAAGACCGAAGACGAAUUUGAUGCCGAAGACAUCAAAAAAGUGGAGAACUACGCCAAGGCAAUCAACAUGUUGUACUGUGCGGUCAAUCUUGAUGAUUAUCGCAAGAUCUCUUGCUGCACCACGGCAAAAGAAAUGUGGGACAAGCUGGAAGUCACAUAUGAAGGUACGGACCAAGUUCGGGAAGCCAAAAUUGACUUCCUAACGGAGGAAUACGAGAUGUCCAGGAUGAAGGAGCACGAGAAGAUUGACGAUAUGUUCGACCGUUUCUCCCGGAUAGUCAACGAUCUUCAUGCAUUAAAGAAGACGUACACCGACAGGGAUCUUGUGCGAAAGAUCCUACGGAGCUUGACAUCCGAAUGGCGAUCCAAGGUCGAUGCCAUCUAUGAAUCAAUCGGCACAUCAAAUGUCACCAUCGAUGGCCUAAGAGGUAAUCUAAAAACCUAUGAAUCGACUAUUCUUAAUCCGUCUUUGAAUGACCAAAGGAAAGGGAUAGCACUAAAAGCCGUCAAAGAAUCAACGAUGGAUGGUUCAAGUGACGAUGAUGAAGUCAAGCUUGUCAUGAAGAAGUUCUGCAAACUUCUAAGAGAGAAAGAAAAGGUUGAGGAUGGCCCUGUGUGCUAUGGAUGUGGAGAAGCCGGGCACAUCAAGAACAAAUGCCCGAAAAGCGGAAGGAAUGCUCGACACUUCAAAAGGAAAAGGGCGUAUAUCUCUUGGGGUGGAGACUCCGGCGACGAGUCAACCGACCAAGAUGAGGAUGAAGUUACCAACCUCUGUCUCAUGGCACACGAAGACCAAACCGGUGAUGUACAAGAGAGCAAGGCCUCCAAGAUGAAGACCAACAUCGAAGCUACGACCUCUGCACCCCAGCCGUUUCCCUAUCUAGACGGCUCAUUUCUUGAGUUCGGGUCGGAGGAAGAACUCACACGCUUCCUCACUCACUUUGCCAAGCGCCCGAUCUCUCCACCUCGCGUGCUCCCGGAGUUGUUUCCCCAAGACAAAGGGUACCACGACCUCGACAACCAACUCCAAGCGUCGGGUUUGUGGCCAUUCGUCUCCAAGAGCCGCUCGAGCUUCAAUCCCGCCUUCGUCCGGGCUUUCUACUCCAAUCUCCACCAUGACGGGGACACCAUUCGCAGCAGCAUCAAUCUCUACGACAUAGAGAUUGAUUUGCCUACCUUUGCUCGGGUCGCAGGGCUGCCAAUCCGCGCGGCGCACCGACGAUUCACUCGGCCCCACCGGACAAGCGCCUCCUCCUCUACAUCAUCACCCGGAUUCUCCGCCCCCCGGGACAACAGCCAUACCUUGCUCUUCAACGAGGACUUGAAGGCGAUUCACGCCAUCAUCCACGGCGCCUCCAUCAAUUGGGCGAAAUUCGUGAUGAUCCACAUGGCAGAUUGCGCUUCCAUCGCCACUGAGCAGAGCUUGCCAUACGCCUUCCUCGUCAUGGACCUCAUCAUCUCCGCCGACAUCUCCAUCGCCGGCCUGGAUACGAAGAUGACAAAGAUUUGGAUAAUUCAAGACAGCACCUUCCGGAAGAAGUUCGGAGACCGGGACGGCGCAGGCCCAAGUCGUGCACCAGCCCCCGCUCCCGCCAAGGCCUCUUUGCAAUCCAUAGCCGAUACUCUGAAUUGGCUAACCCUCACAAUGGAUGGCAUGGGGCAGUCAAUUGAGCGGAUGGACUGGACGCUGCAACGCCAACACCACGACAUGACGGCGUUCUUCCGCAGCAUCAACUACGUCCCGCCACCCUUUGCAGCACCUUCCUCGGCCAUAACUAUGAAGGCGAGGACGAGGAGGAUAACUCCUAUGCUCCAUCAUCCUCCCCCGACGAGGCCGACUUUGUAGAUGCGGUCGACGGCGAUCCCAUGGACGUCGAGGACGACGAGGACGCCGAUGCUUAGACUUUUCUUUUCUCUUCUUACUAUGAUUGUAUUUUUUAUUUCCAUUCCGUUGUAUUCCGCAUUUCCCUCUUUCAUGAAUAAAAGUUUACUUUUACAAUUCUAAAGCUUACUUUUAAUUCUUUUUGUUAAUGUCAAAAGGGGGAAGAUAUUAACGUUAUGCAUAAAUUGAGGGGGAUUUU
This is a messenger RNA of Cuscuta campestris, 2517 nucleotides long. The record is from the annotation of a GenBank genome assembly. NCBI's taxonomy places the organism in Eukaryota, Viridiplantae, Streptophyta, Magnoliopsida, Solanales, Convolvulaceae.